Molecule: messenger RNA, 1727 nt
Organism: Cyprinus carpio (common carp)
Lineage: Eukaryota; Metazoa; Chordata; Actinopteri; Cypriniformes; Cyprinidae
Product: brain and acute leukemia cytoplasmic protein-like
Cellular component (GO): cytoplasm
Source: RefSeq, a predicted model, not a curated record
AGAGAGACAGAGAGAGAGAGAGAGAGAGAGAGAGAGAGAGAAAGAGAGAGAGAUCACACAGUGUUUGGUUUUUUCGUCGCGGUAGAUCUUAACUACGAAUUUUGGAAAUUAUGUUUUGAACAGAGUGAACGUACAGUGAACGUAUACCGAAGAAAACUGUCCUGACACUGCUCUCUGUCGACUUAAGAAUCAGUCCCAGAUCUUUAUGUCUGACUGACACCUGGCCAGUGGAGGACUGAUUUUCACAUCAAAAUGAUGCUGAUAUGGGUUGUUGAUAAUAAAUGGCAUAACAUAAAUAAUAAAUGACAUCACUUGGUGAACACCAAUCAAGAAACAUCUACCUUUCAUUUGCUCUUCGGGAGGUGUUGUAAUGGACCUAGAAUCCAAGGCUGUGUAGGUGUGGAUUUGUUUUUGACAUCAUGGGGUGUGGAGGCUCCAGGACAGAUGUGUUGGAGCCGAGAUAUAUGGAGAGCUGGACCAAAGAGACAGAGUCCACUUGGCUGACGAGCACGGACACAGACAUACCCCUGUCCUCCAUCCAGAGCAUCCCCUCCGAAAACUCUUCAGAGGUGGGCUUCCCAUCAGAGAAAACGGCCAACCUCGAUUCUUCGAAUGAUAUUCCCUUUCAAGAUGGACAGGGAAAGUGUUGCGAGGCUGCUGUUGAUCUCUUCGAUGAUGGUCUGCCUGCUCCAGGUCAGGCAUAUCUGAAAGUGUGUUCUGCCAUGUCUGAGGUGGGUCUGAAUGACAUGAAACCUGGCAGCACCCCUGCAAUCCUCUCUUCUCAAGAACAGGAAGUGCUGUCUUCUUCUGGCACCACAGUGCAGAGGAGGAGCGUGUUACGAACUGAGGAAAUAACCAAAUGGCAGGACAACCGGAUGUCCACCAAGCAAGUGACCAUCACUGUGACUCAAAGUAUCCGGCAGGUGGAUAAGAGCGGGAAGAUCAAGGAAACAUCACAAACCACCUAUGAGGUCAUGAAACCAGUGGAUGGUUUGAUGGACGCAGCAGUUGACUCAAUGCCUCAAUGAGGUGUUUCCCAAGACCUCAUGAAGACUGUAUCUUGGAUUUCAGGAAAGAUUUGGUGAAGAUGUCAGGGACCAAAGAAGUAAAAAGCAGGGAUCACCUAAAUGAAGACGUUCAUCAGUGCUGUGAUUAACGGGUUUCAAGGGGCAGUUAAUUGUUCGUUUCAUUAUUCAGUUCUACUUCAUUGAUUUAAUCAUGUCAAUUUUUUAUGUACAUCUUUCCUCUGUAAUGUCUUUGUCAAAAUAUUUGUUUUUCUGAUGCCAACAAAAAGAAUCUUAGUAAAAGCAUCUACUGUACAUACACUUAAAGCACAGGAUAGGUGGAGCCUUAAUGAUUAAUUUUGUGAAAAGUGUAAAAAUUAUACUUACAUAGUUAAAAAAAAAAAAAAAAAAAAAAAACAUACCAACAACACAUUUUUUCCCAGAAAAGGGGUGGCUUGAAGUUGAUGUACUGCUUUAAUUUUGAUUUUGGAUUUGAAAAUCAGGGCUCUUACAACACUAUUGUUGCCUUUAGCUUUUUGGGGUGCAAACAUUUGUUCAAAACCUAAGUACAGUUUCUGUAGCAAGCUAGCACUACUGCGAAAGGUAGUGUGCAAGAAUAUAAAGCAGCUCUGUUUUGUUAUUCCAAUAUUGUUUGAUAUAUCACUGCUUUACUGACUGAAAGAUGAUGUUUAUAGUUGAAUUAUUAAAUAUCUGUUGUGGUAA